Pseudo-nitzschia multistriata is the source of this 2344-nucleotide messenger RNA. Lineage: Eukaryota; Bacillariophyta; Bacillariophyceae; Bacillariales; Bacillariaceae. The record is from the annotation of a GenBank genome assembly.
CAAACAAGAAGGGUUUAGAAGUUGUAACUAUCUCUAAUCUUCAAAUCUGCUCUCAUCUCAACUUUAUUCAAAUCCAAGCACGAAACCGAUCGACAACAUCCCAAUAUCAGAAACAAAUCUCUCGAGCAAAAGAUCUCUCUGUCGAUCCAAUCUAACAUGGCCACAACGACRUCGUCGACUAUGACAUUGUUGGAAAAGACGAAGGCGUUGAUCGACCUCGAGCGCUCUCUGACAAAGACACUCGAAAAGGUAGAGCCGUGGUUGACUACCUCCGCAACGAACAAAAGCAGAGUGGGCAUCCGCGUCCGUCCGAUUCCGACUAGCAUGAACGAAGCGCAGCAGGUUCUGGCGGUCGCUCGGAACUUUUCCGGUCGAACGAGUGCGCCGGCCGGAUGGAACCCCAACGCCCCGGUGAUCGGCUUUUCGACCCCCAAUCCGCUGCCGCAUCAGCUGCGAGGAGGAGCUCUGGCGGCGCUCGAAUUGCAAAGAGCUCGACAGGCCGAACGAGACAAGAAGCGAAAACGACUAGAAGAAUUAGAAGAACAGAACAAAGAAAAGGAGAAACAGAAAACGGAAGAAGAGGAAACCAAUAAGAAAAAAAUGGAAAUGGAAAUCGAUGGCGAUGGCGACGGUGAUAUUGACGACAAAAAACUGACAUCAACAGAGGACAGGAAAGGUUCUCCUAAUAAACAACAGCGGGCUCGUUUGCAGCCGCAUAUUCGGGCGCGAUCUACUAGUCUUGAACGAAGAGUGGCGCGACCAGUGAUAGCUACCACGAUGAAUCUGAGUGAUUCAAGUAGCGAAGAAGACUCUGAUGACUCUGAUGAAAGCGAUUAGAUAUUACGUAGUACUACAUUCGACUCGACUCGAUUGGAUUGGAUUGGAUUGGAUUAAAUUCGCUUUGCUUCGUAAUUGAAGUUUUAAUUAUUCCACACAGGAGAUGGCGUACCUGACUUUGAAGACAACAAUAAAAGUGGUAUCAGGUGAAUUUUAAUUGCAUUUAUUAUUAUUCUUUUUGCUACAAUCCAGUAUUAUAUAGAUCUGUACAAAAAAUCGUCUUGAGUCAASAAAAGUAUUUGCUUUGCCUAUCAUCGCGAACGCAACUGAAAACCACUUUAUAGCCAUAGUGGCUGGGUGCUGCUUUUUCCCUCUUAUGUAGACAGAUAUCCAUCUUCAUUCAUUCUUUGCGAACAUCGCAUAGGAAAGGCUGUCUCUUGAAAAUUGUCGUACGCGUACCGUGACGCGCAUUUGCACCGCCGAAAACGAAGUUAAAGCUUGCUUUAUUUGAAUCUUCCCGCGACGCGUUGAUUACAGAUCCCUUUCUGCCAACCAAUCGCGACCGAACCCCCUGCGUUUUCAUUUUUACUUCUCUUCGCAUGAUUCAUUUGGUACCCUACCAAGAGAACUAURAUACCAUCGUAGCAGAUUGAGUUCGGCGUGCAGCUUUGAAUAGAUUUUUCAUCGAAGSAGACUUCGCUGAUGCAAAAGACUGCUCGGCACGAGCAUAUGCAAUGCCGCGGCCGAGAGCACGAUCACGAGCGCCCCUCGUAUAAACGAGACUCGCGGAUCGGAGCUUUUCAUCGUCCAUGUUGAAGAWAGCASAAWWAWUUUUAGUCUUGUCUAUUGUUGUUCGAUCGUAUUUUUGUUCUUGUUUCAGCUGGAGCUCUUUCUUUUGCCGGSCUUGUUCGUCGCGAAUAACUUUGAAACUAUAUUUCUUUUCAGCUAUGUGUCGCUGACGCACGGCAUUAUCCYGUAUGCACAUGUCUUCGAUUCCCCGGAUACAAUUAUAUGUCUCGUCUAUUGGCUUCCGUGCCCGUCUCGCAUUCAUAUAGUUCAACGAGCAUAGGACAGUGUCUUUUUUAAAUCGACUAAAGUCAUCGCUCUACAUGAACAUGAGCAUGGAACAAAGGUAAAAGAUAAAUMACAACCAAAAAACGAUAGAGCGCAUGUAAGUUUACAGAAAAACUUGAAGAACAUGUUUUGUUGUUCGAAUAUUUCCAUCGCACCUGAUACCAUCUAGCCUCUAUCCCCUCUUUUGAAAGUGGUUCGUUGUAAGUGCUCCGUAUUUCACUGACUUCAUCAUCAAAUGUAACAAACAAAUUGCGUCUCCGUUUGCCUUUCCURUCACCCCCCCUCCGGCGUUGAUUGCCAGCACUGUGGUCAUCGUUUUCACURUAGUCUUUUUCUAUCAGGUUCUCUCUUGAUGCCCUCCACGAGAGUUUCAUGAAGCUUCCAACUUUUACAAGGAGUUGGCGGCGGUUAUUCACUCCCAUAUUKUCCUUGUUUUCGGUAUGUGUUUGUGUUGCUGUUGUUGGGUGAUGUGCAGUAAACUGCCUGAUUUUCG